AAUUUAAUUCCUUCUUUUUUCUCCCCCGUGCAGGCAAUCCCCGUCCUUGGCAGUCCCUCGCGUCGUCGGCACUCACACACACACACGAACACACAAACACCCACACACCCAACACCCACAUCCUACACAGACAUCCUACACUAAGACAUCCUACGCCCCGAGGCACGCAGGCAGAAUGGGUCGUCACAGGGUUCAGCGGUGCAACACGGCCGAGCUGAGGGACCUCCUAGACCCCGUUGGCUCCAGGUGGUACAGGCCCAUCAACAACUUCGAUGAGGUCUUCCCCGGCGUACUGCUGGGCGACGUGGACACGGCGCUCUCGACCCAGGAGAUCAAGGACAACGGGAUCACUCACAUCUUGAACGCGGCCCACGGCACCAACAACCAGGCUUACGGCGGCUACGUGGGCACCAACCCGACCUACUACGCCAAGCUUCGCAACGUCAAGUUCUUAGGCGUCCCCGCAAUGGACAUGCCCAGCUUCUACAUCCGCCCCUACCUCCGCCAGGCCGCAGACUUCAUCGAUAAAGCCCUGAAGGAAGGAGGCCGCGUGUUGGUGCAUUGUCAGUGUGGCAUCUCCCGGUCCGCGGCCCUCGUGGUGGCGUUCCUCAUGCUGAAGCGAAACAUGAAUGUCCAGACCGCCGUCUCCACCAUCAAGAAGAAGCGCAACAUCUACCCCAACCACGGGUUCCUGAGCCAGCUGUGUGACCUGGACUACGAGCUACGGCGUAGCGGGGAGCUGCCCGCCGACAACGCCGAGAUCCAGCUGCCGCCCAUCUCCACCGAGCGGGAGGAGUCGCCCAUCCGCAACUUGUCGGCGUACCCGCGCUUCACACUCGUCCCCGCCAAGGCCAUGGACACCUACACCACCACCAAGAAUUACGUGAAUCCGCGCCGCGCACGCUCAUGCGAGAGGUACGACGUGCCGCGCAGGAGUGUGCCGGACACCCAUCCGCUGGUGGAGAUGCCGCAGCGCAGGGAGCGCAGCCCCUCGCCGGCCCGCCACCUUAGCAUCACCUACCCAACCAAAUACGAGGACGUGGACAACGACGUGGGUCCCAAGGUGUUCGACACGUACGCCCGCUACGCCCGCACCUUCGCUAACAACAAGCCCGUGUCCACUGUGAGCAGCGUGCCCUUCGACCCCUACCUCAGCCUGCUGCGCCAGCCCCGCAGCUACUCAUACGACAAGUACUACCCGCUCGACAUCGACUACGACACGUACAGGUACCUGCGGGCCAAGAGCCCCUUCCUGCCCGAGGCCAGCGUCACCUCCACGCCCUUAUACCGCACCUACAAGAUCGUGCCGGAGCGCACCUUCUUACCCGCCUACCCGCGCUACGUGCCCUCAUCUGUCACCGCCAUCACCUACCCCGUCAGCUACCACCGCACCUACACCACAUCCUCGCUGUCCCCCGUCUCCCGCAUCUGGAUCUAGACUCACACCCGACGCUGCCCCCCGCCGCCCAGGGCCGCCCACGCCCGCCCGCCACACCUCGGGGCGGGAAUGAUGGCGCGCCGCCCCCCACCGCCCACACUGUACAUAUAAGGGGCACCGGCCCCCACAGCCCUCGGGCCCGCACAGGGUGACGCGACGACACUCCUGACGACCCCGACGUGUGGCGCCAGCGGCCGUGACCUCACCCCCCCGAGGGCGUGAAGGGCGACUGGGGGUGAGUUAUUGGGUGGGGGCCCCCGUGCCCCGCCCCUCCCCGCCCCCGUUCCGCCAGCGAGCAACAUCGACAGCGGCAGCAGCAGCAGCAGUUUGUGUUAGUGCCACGCUUGUGUCUCGCCCAGUAGGAGGCGCAGAGGGGGCGGGCACUGGGCAGGCACCGCGCUUCCCUAGGACCGCUACAUUCUCCUCCUCCUCCUCCUCCUCCCCCUCCUUCACCCUCUCCCCUCCCCUCCUCUUCCCCUCCGCUGCGGAUAUGAAAUCAACGCCAUGAAAACCUCGAAGUGAUCAAAACGAGGGUGAGGGCGGGGCGAGGGGGACGGCUGGGGCCAAUGGGGGGGGGGGGGGACGACGACGACGGGAGGAGGAGGAGGAGGAGGAGGAGCAGGAGGAGGAGGAGAAGAAGAAGAAGAAGAAGAAGAAGAAGAUGAAGAAGAAGAAGAAGAAGAAGAAAAGAAGACGAAAAAGAAGAAGAAGAAGAAGAAGAAGAAGAAGAAGAAGAAGAAGAAGAAGAAGAAGAAGAUACACUAGGCCCCCCCACACACACAAUAAUUCGGAUCUUCCAAAUCAGUGUUAUGUAGGGCGAGGGGGCGCUGUGGGGGGAGGGGAAGUGAGGGGGAGAGUGAUGGGAGGAGCAAGGAAGAAGAGGAAGGAAGGCGGUGAGGGAAGGGGAGAAGGGAGGGAGAAAGGAAAGAAGGAAGGAAGGAAGGACGGAAGGAGGGAAGGAAGGACGGAAGGAAGGUAGAAAGGAAGGAAGGUAGGAAGGAAGGAAGGUAGGAAGGAAGGAAGGGAGGAAGGAAGGAAGAAGGGAAGGAAAAGUUUAGGGUAGAUAAUUAUACUGAGUCUUCCUAAAUUCAAUCUCCCCUCCUCAUCCUCUUCCUCCUCUUCCCCUUCCAUCCUUCUCUCAAUGCGCCACCUCCCCUUAGCUAUGUAUCCAUGUAGACCCCAUCUUCCCCUUCUAUUCCCCUUACAUCCCCCUUCCCUCCCCUUCCCCAGUUACAGAUAUCGUGGGGAGGAUACGUUAAAAGCUCCCCCGUCCCUUCCCACCAGACUCUAUUACAUCUUUAGCAAGGAAAAUAUUAUGGUCGGUAUUACAAGACACUUUCGCAUCUCACAUUAAAUAUUUAUAAAGGUCAAAGAGGGGGUCAAUCGGGUUCUAAUGAGUGUUUCUACAGGUUCACGGUACAGAGGAAGAGUCACGCUAUCACCAGGGUCAUAUAAAUACUCCUGGAAAUGCCCACAACUCCUACGAAAGCCUUGUCAAAUAUGUGUUCUUGGGCGGCGAAAUGUCUCAUAAUACGACUCAAAGUAUAUCUCUGAGAAUGUGAGUUUAUGUAGCUGAGAAAUGUUAUACACUUGUUUAAUUAGUCUCUCUUCCCCUUCCCUCCUCCCUUUCACGAUCCUCCCUUCUCUCUCAUCGGUGUAUCUCGCUUCCCUUCCUUGGUUCCUUGCUCCCCCCUCCUUCCCCUCCUCUCCUCGUCCCCUCCCCUCCCCAAUCAGUGGUUUACUAAUGCUUUUAAUAAAAACUCGACCAUUUGUAUAAA
Messenger RNA from Eriocheir sinensis (Chinese mitten crab), 3216 nucleotides. RefSeq names its product dual specificity protein phosphatase 16-like. The record is from RefSeq and is a predicted model, not a curated record. The transcript has 4 exons. Gene Ontology annotation, biological process: negative regulation of MAPK cascade; protein dephosphorylation. Bases 176 to 1438 code for a protein of 420 amino acids. Gene Ontology annotation, molecular function: protein tyrosine/serine/threonine phosphatase activity; MAP kinase phosphatase activity. Gene Ontology annotation, cellular component: cytoplasm. NCBI's taxonomy places the organism in Eukaryota, Metazoa, Arthropoda, Malacostraca, Decapoda, Varunidae.